UCCAAGAUGGCGGAGAGUCUCCCCGAGCAUGAUCGGAUCCUGCAGGAGAUCGAAAGCACCGACACGGCCUGCGUGGGACCCACCCUGAGGUCUGUAUAUGAUGACCAACCAAAUGCCCAUCAGAAGUUUAUGGAAAAGCUUGAUGCCUGCAUACGUAACCAUGACAGGGAGAUAGAAAAGAUGUGCAAUUUUCACCAUCAGGGCUUUGUGGAUGCUAUUACAGAACUUCUUAAAGUUAGGGCUGAUGCAGAAAAGCUAAAGGUCCAAGUUACUGAUACCAACCGAAGGCUUCAGGAUGCUGGGAAAGAGGUGAUAGCCCAAACAGAGGAAAUCAUCCGAUGUAGAGUUCAACAGCGGAAUAUUACAACAGUUGUGGAAAAACUACAGUUGUGUCUUCCAGUGCUGGAAAUGUACAGCAAACUAAAAGAACAGAUGAGUGUAAAAAGAUACUAUUCUGCUUUGAAAACAAUGGAGCAGCUGGAAAAUCUGUAUCUUCCUAGAGUUAGCCAAUACCGCUUUUGCCAGAUAAUGAUGGAAAAUCUUCCAAAACUGCGUGAAGAAAUAAAAGAAAUAUCCAUGUCAGAUCUCAAGGACUUCUUAGAGAGUAUUCGAAAGCAUUCUGACAGAAUUGGGGAAACUGCCAUGAAGCAGGCACAGCAGCAGAAAACCUUCAGUACUGCUCUUCAGAAGCAGAAUAACGUAAACUAUGGUCGGAAUAUGCAUUUAGGUAGAAACAGGAUUUUGGAAUCCAAGAAUGAAGUCACAUUGAAGCGAACAUUUGAAGAUGAGGAUGAGCAUGAUGAGGAGGUUUUAACUGCCCAAGAUCUUGUAGACUUUUCUCCAGUCUAUAGGUGUUUGCACAUCUACUCUGUUCUGGGUGAUGGAGAGAUAUUUGAAAAUUACUACAGAAAACAAAGGAGGAAACAAGCAAGAUUAGUUCUGCAACCACAGUCAAGCAUGCAUGAAACAGUAGAAGGCUAUAGAAGAUACUUCAGUCAAAUUGUAGGUUUCUUUGUAGUAGAAGACCACAUUUUACAUGUAACCCAAGGAUUGGUAACCAGGACAUACACUGAUGAACUCUGGAACAUGGCCCUUUCCAAGAUCAUUGCUGUUCUUAGAACACAUUCAUCAUAUUGCAGUGAUCCUGACCUUGUUCUGGAACUGAAGAAUCUCAUUGUAGUAUUUGCUGAUACUUUGCAGGGCUAUGGUUUUCCUGUGAACCGACUAUUUGAUCUUUUAUUUGAAAUUAGAGACCAAUACAAUGAAACACUUCUUAAAAAGUGGUCUGGAUUGUUCAGGGAUAUUUUUGAAGCAGACAACUACAGCCCUAUCCCUGUAGCAAAUGAAGAGGAAUACAGAAUUGUUAUUAGCAAAUUUCCUUUUCAAGAUCCAGAACUUGAUAAGCAAUCCUUUCCAAAGAAGCUUCCAAUGUCUCAGUCAGUGCCUCAGAUUUAUAUGCAGGUGAAGGAAUUUAUUUAUGCAAGCCUUAAGUUUUCAGAGUCACUUCACCGCAGUUCAACAGAAAUAGAUGAUAUGCUCAGAAAAUCUACAAAUUUGCUGCUUACAAGAACUCUAAGUAGUUGUUUACAGAACUUAAUUAAAAAACCUCAUAUAGGUUUAACAGAGCUUGUUCAAAUCAUCAUAAACACAACACACUUGGAGCAAGCCUGUAAAUACCUUGAGGAUUUUAUAUCUAACAUUACAAAUAUUUCACAAUUGACUGUUCACACUGCAAGACUUUAUGGACUUUCUACAUUUAAGGAUGCAAGGCAUGCUGCAGAAGGGGAAAUAUAUACAAAACUUAACCAAAAAAUUGAUGAAUUUAUUCAGAUUGCUGAUUAUGACUGGACAAUGUCUGAGUCAGAUGGAAGAGCCAGUGGAUACUUAAUGGACCUAAUUAACUUUUUAAGAAGCACAUUUCAAGUUUUUACUCAUUUACCUGGAAAAGUGGCCCAGACAGCUUGCAUGUCAGCCUGCCAGCAUCUUUCAAUGUCCCUAAUGCAGAUGCUACUGGACAGUGAAUUAAAACAAAUAAGCAUGGGAGCAAUUCAGCAGUUUAAUUUAGAUGUGAUACAGUGUGAAUUGUUUGCUAGUUCUGAGCCUGUGCCAGGAUUCCAGGGAGACACCCUGCAGUUAGCUUUCAUCGACCUCAGACAACUCCUGGACCUCUUCAUGGUGUGGGACUGGUCCACCUACCUGGCUGACUACGGGCAGGCCACCUCCAAGUACCUGCGGGUCAACCCCAGCACGGCCCUCACGCUCCUGGAGAAAAUGAAAGACUCCAGCAAAAAGAACAACAUUUUUGCUCAGUUCAGGAAGAAUGACCGUGACAAGCAGAAGCUAAUAGAGACUGUAGUAAAACAACUUAGGAGUUUAGUGAAUGGUAUGUCCCAGCACACGUAGGCCUCUUAAAUCGACAGUAUCUCAUCACACCAAGAGGUGUUUCUUAUCCACUAUUUCUACUAAGCAAAUGGUGAUACCAGUUAGGACUUUUGUUUGACCGAGAAAAGGAAAAAUGCAGUAGAUAGAUUGUACAUGUAGUCUUCAACAAACAAUUCUUUGUACGUAUUUUUAAUGGGUCGAAUACUAUUUUGUAUAUUGUAAACAAAUGGUGAAAAACGAGGUUGUACAAUAAAAACCAGCGCAAUCGUAUUGUACAUGGAACUGCUGAACUGUAAAUAUGUUAUUUAAAUAUCUGCAGAUAUGGUGUCCAAAAUUUUGCUCCGAGUAGAAAUUAUUUGAGAAAUGAUCCCUUAGUUGCUGUUUUCUGGUUGAAUCCUAAUUUAAAGUUUUUAAGCUUGAGAUACUUGUGUUUCAGAUGCCGCUUAUUGUUUUCCUGCAUUAAAUGUAAUUAGCCCUAAAGUGAUUGGACAUAAUUUUGUAUACCAGGUUUUGUAGUCUGGAGGUAUGAAAAGGUCUUCUGAUUUUUAGUACCUUUGAAAACUACCCGAGAACUAGACUUGAUAUCUAUUUAGCAUUAGGACUUGCAGGCUUUGUUCUCCAAAAGGUUUAAUCUUGAGGUUGUGAAUGUAAAUAACCAUUUGAUUUCUUUAUAAUGUGACAUGUUGUUUCGUUUUGGUUUUGUUCCUCAGGGUUACUAUUUCUAACUGUACUUUUGUAAAGAUCUCGGGUUCUUUAUCCCAGGUUGCAGUAAGGAAUAGGUUUGCCGCUGUUGUUUUCGUGCCGCAUCUGUUUGUUAGUUUGUGCUUUCUCCUGCCAGCCCCAUCCCAGCGAUUGGCAUUUUGUCCCACUACUGGUCUCUUUGCACUGUCCCCUCCUGGCUAUUUUAGACACUUAAGAGAAUGUCUAACAAAUACAAACCAAAUGGAACGUGUAAAAAUACUGUACAUUUCGCUGUAUUUUUAAGUUAUUGACGGUCUAAAUACAGUAAUAUAAACCUCA
Messenger RNA from Agelaius phoeniceus (red-winged blackbird), 3402 nucleotides. The record is from RefSeq and is a predicted model, not a curated record. NCBI's taxonomy places the organism in Eukaryota, Metazoa, Chordata, Aves, Passeriformes, Icteridae.